Molecule: messenger RNA, 159 nt
Organism: Plenodomus lingam JN3
Lineage: Eukaryota; Fungi; Ascomycota; Dothideomycetes; Pleosporales; Leptosphaeriaceae
Source: RefSeq, a predicted model, not a curated record
AUGAACCCCUUCCACCACCCCUCCGGCUACCUACCCUACCACCCCUCCUACCGCGACAUCUCCCCUCCCCGCAACGCCCACGAGAUGCCGCGCCCAGGAUACCACCCCGCCGACUACCGGACAACAUUCCCCCCUUCUGAUGACCAGUCUCCACCCUAG